AUGGAACCGGAGCCAACCACUGCCGCUCUCCUCGAGGCUAUCACAGCCCUCACCGCCACUGUCGGGUCCUUGCAGGCCCAAAUCACAUCCCAAGGCCAACAGCUCAUUGAGCUUAAAGCCAUAUGCAAGGAAACCGCCAACCUCCUCAGGGACAAAGAUCAAGGAGCACCACAAGCCCAGCCUGGCCCAUUGACUGGGCCUGUCACUCCUCCCACCCACUUGGGAGGAGAAACCCACACUCCAGGAACGGUUAGGCCUGGGCUCAAGGCCCCAUUCAGGCCAUCAAGAGGAACAGGAUUUGACUCCGAGGAGGACGAAGAACCAAGGGUCCCUUACCCCCUUUGA
Messenger RNA from Rhizoctonia solani, 345 nucleotides. RefSeq lists its product as uncharacterized. The transcript has a single exon. Lineage: Eukaryota; Fungi; Basidiomycota; Agaricomycetes; Cantharellales; Ceratobasidiaceae. Bases 1 to 345 code for a protein of 114 amino acids. The record is from RefSeq and is a predicted model, not a curated record.